AUGAGUGAGAGAUGUUUGAGUAGCGGAUCGUCAACGAGGGAUCAGCAGGCAGAGGACGGCCUGCCUCAAAAUAAGGAUGACGCUUCAGACGCAGGAAAGCAGGAGCGGCAGGGCAGCGACGAGGAGACGCAGGUGGUGGAGGAAAAAAGGGACGAGAUAAUUUUCGUCAAGCUGUGGCUUCCGCAGGGUUUGCCAUUCACGCUGACUUCGUAUCGCAGCAUGACGAUUGAAGAGCUGCGGGCGAAGGUGGCCGCCGAGCUGUUCCUGCCGCUCGACAUGCUCGUGCUCGUGCAGGCCGGCGAGCCGCCCAAACUUCUGCACGACGACGACGACGACGGACUCGUCAGGAACCUGAUGGGCCAAAAGGGAAGCAUACUGGAGCUGUACGUGCACUGCACCGACCCUGACGUCGAUUACGAGGUGCCGGACACCCUGAGGGCCAAGCCGACCGACAUCCUCACCGUUAUCGUGUACACGGGCCACAUGGAAAAAAUGGUUGUCGUCGAAAUUGAGCACGACUGCCGCGAGAAAGAGUUUCUCGGAGGGUACAGGUGCAAAAGGUCGGGCCGAGAGUACUACCACGCCUCGUGCCAAACCUCGCCGGAUAAACCAAAAAUCCUGAAGUACUCGAGGAAAGUGCAGACCCAGAAUCUGGUCUCGCACGGACAGCAGACCCCGAGGGCGGCCUGGACGCAGACCGAGGAAAAGGUUGAGGGACGAGUGAUGGCGCCGAGUGUCCCGGACAACAUGGCCGACGUGGCCGCUAAAGUGGUGGUCAUCCAGAAAUUCUUCCGCGGCUGGAGAGUGCGUCGGGGUCUGGAGAGGCUGAAAGAGGAGGCCCUCGAUAGGCAAGAGCUCAGGAGGUUCUUGGAGCAGGACGCAGCCGCAGGAAGGUACAACCCGACGACCUUCGAGGUGCUCUACCAACUGGUUGAGAGGUGGAGGAAGCGGUGCCUCGAGUAUGCGUUCGCCACUAAGACGCAGGGACCUAGCAGGGCCGAUUUUCAAGACAUUCUCGAAAUGCAGGUCAAUAUGCUGGCCAUAAUAGAAAAGGAGAGGAUCAAAAUGCGAGACAAGCGGCUGAAGGAGCGAGAAAAGCAGCUGCUGGACGAGGUGUGCAGCCCAGUGAAGUGGAAGAGCUACAAGGGUGUCACCGUCUCCAUGGACACCCUGAAGAGCCAGCGCGCCUGCAAACUGAAGCAGCUGCACGACAAGUUGUUCGCCGAAAACCAGUCCGCGACGGUGCUGAAGGAAACCCUGAACGAAACGCUGGAGGCGCUGGAUGCCUUGGACGAGCCCAACAAAUACGAAUUAAUCCAACUGAUGGAGCGGGAGGUGCAGCUCCUCGAGAUGGGCCUCGGCAUUAAAGAGACCAAAAACCUUCACCUGCGACUGGAGAAGGUGUUCGCCAACCUGAUCCGAGACCCGUCCGAGUGCAAGAAGCCCAGGUCGAGGCUUUACUUGUGCAGCCAGUGCAGGAAGAUGCUGCCGCCGAAGGUGUUCGUGGUGCCGUUGACGCGGCCGGAGAUCAAGGUGUGCACCUCGUGCAAUUGGAUCGACAACAUGAGCCACGGCAGGGUGGACCACGGCCCUUUCGCGGUGAUGCUCAAGGAGCUGCAGCAGCACGAGUCCCGCAGGGGCUGCUACAGGUCCAUGGCGUUCGUGCUCGAGGUGCACGACGUCAAGUACUUGGUGGACCAGAUCUGGCACGGACAGUCCGCCAUCAGCCAGGCCGGCGACGUGCACGAGUUGCGACUGGGACGCUGGGACACCGCCAAGGAGUGGAGUCCGUGGAACACGGUGCUGCUCACCAGGAAGGAGCUGCAGGAGCACCUGAAUAUCAGCGAGCUUAAGCUCAUCUACGGCGAGGAAUUUGUCAAAAAUGUCAAUAUAAAACACCUCAUUGCCCAAAUGCACUUCAAGGGGUUGCAGAAUUUUAAGUGAAGAAAAUAAAUAAAAAGCACGUGAGUAAGGUUUUAAAGUUUUUAUUCACCAUUUUCAUACAUUUCCUUUUAAAA
Molecule: messenger RNA, 2018 nt
Organism: Cloeon dipterum
Lineage: Eukaryota; Metazoa; Arthropoda; Insecta; Ephemeroptera; Baetidae
Product: IQ motif and ubiquitin-like domain-containing protein
Exons: 2
Coding region: 1-1944 (647 amino acids)
Biological process (GO): cilium assembly
Cellular component (GO): acrosomal vesicle; motile cilium
Molecular function (GO): protein binding
Source: RefSeq, a predicted model, not a curated record